Symbiodinium sp. CCMP2592 is the source of this 594-nucleotide messenger RNA. The record is from the annotation of a GenBank genome assembly. Lineage: Eukaryota; Dinophyceae; Suessiales; Symbiodiniaceae.
AUGGCCGUACCUCCUGCGGCCUCGGACCUGAAAGCGGCGCUGAAGCUCAGAACGGCUCACCGGAGCAAGGUGCAGCUCCGGGGCAGCAGUUCUGUUUGCAAGUUGAAGGCCGAGUCUUUGGUUGAGCCGCAGGUGCGAGAGGACUGCGAGGUUAUCACAGCCGAUGCGCUGCCCGUGAAAACAGGCAGAGGUUUCAUGUAUUUAUGUUCCAAGAAUACCAUGGUUCCAUCUGGGCUGCUGCCGUUGGUGGUGCUGGCAACCUACUGCAAGCAGGAGGCCCAGCAGAGCUCAGCAUCGGAGUUCAAGCUGAAGGUCCGCUUCCAUGGGAGCUGGGAGGAAUUCAGUUUGCAAGCUCAUGAUCUGCGGGUGUUCAGCGUAAUUGAAGAAGUUCGGAACAACAUGGACAAGGAGUUUGGACCACACAUCUCCCUGACUCGACGCAAGCAGAUUACUGUAGAGCGGGCUGCAUCUGUUCGGCGUCUGAUGGACCAAUUGCAUGGUGGAGAACCUCCAGUGCGAAGUAUGGUUAGGCCAAGCGAGGAUUUUGUGACGAGUUUGUUGCCCUCUUUAAGUUCUCUUGGGCUGCAAUUUUGA